UAUCCCCAAAGAAAUCAAGCGAGCGAAAAGUUGGAGGCGAGGCAGCAAGGACCGUGGCCGAGGAUGGACGAGCAGCCGCGCUUGAUGCACUCUCACGGGGUAGGCAUGGCCGGACACCCCGGCCUGGCGCAGCAUUUGCCGGAUGGCACCGCGGGGACGGACGGCGACGGCAGGAAGCAGGACAUCGGAGACAUUUUACAGCAAAUCAUGACCAUCACCGACCAGAGCCUGGACGAAGCGCAGGCGAGGAAACAUGCAUUGAACUGUCACAGAAUGAAACCUGCCCUCUUCAACGUCUUGUGUGAAAUCAAGGAGAAAACAGUGCUCAGUAUUCGUGGCGCCCAGGAGGAGGAGCCUCCCGAUCCUCAGCUGAUGCGCCUGGACAACAUGCUGCUGGCCGAGGGCGUCGCCGGGCCCGAGAAAGGCGGCGGGUCGGCGGCCGCGGCGGCGGCGGCGGCGGCCACCGGGGGCAUCGGCGCCGACAACUCGGCGGAGCACUCCGACUACCGGGCCAAGCUGACGCAGAUCCGACAGAUUUACCACACGGAGCUGGAGAAGUAUGAACAGGCGUGCAACGAGUUCACCACCCACGUGAUGAACCUGCUGCGGGAGCAGUCCCGAACGCGGCCCAUCUCGCCCAAAGAGAUCGAGCGCAUGGUCAGCAUCAUCCACCGCAAGUUCAGCUCCAUCCAGAUGCAGCUCAAGCAGAGCACCUGCGAGGCCGUCAUGAUCCUGCGCUCGCGCUUCCUCGACGCCAGGCGAAAGAGGAGGAACUUCAACAAACAGGCGACAGAGAUCCUAAACGAGUACUUUUACUCCCAUCUGAGCAACCCUUACCCGAGCGAAGAGGCCAAAGAAGAGCUGGCCAAGAAAUGCAGCAUCACGGUUUCCCAGGUCUCCAACUGGUUUGGAAACAAGAGAAUCCGCUACAAGAAAAACAUCGGCAAGUUCCAGGAGGAGGCCAACAUGUACGCGGCGAGGACCGCGGUCAACGCCACCAGUGUGUCGGCGCACGGCAGCCAGGCCAACUCGCCUUCCACUCCCAAUUCAGCAGGUUCUGCUGGCUCCUUUAACAUGUCAAACUCCGGAGACUUGUUCAUGAGUGUGCAGUCCCUCAAUGGGGACUCUUACCAAGGGGGGCAGGUUGGGGCCAACAUACAAUCCCAGGUGGAUACCCUUCGCCAUGUUAUCAGCCAGACCGGCGGAUACAGUGACAGCCUCGCCGCCAGCCAGAUGUACAGUCCACAGGGCAUCAACACAAACGGCGGCUGGCAAGAUGCUCCGACCCCUUCAUCAGUGACAUCACCCACGGAAGGACCUGGAAGCGUUCAUUCGGACACCUCCAACUGAAUCUUUCCGCCGCGCCGCCGUCACCUGUAUAAAAAGCAGAACUGACCUUCCCAGUAUUCAAAACAAAGGAGUUCACGAUGCCGCUGCGCGCAGAGGUUCCGUGGAAAAGCCGAAACACGAAAAACCAAUAGUAUUUCUUCAGCUUGGACAUUUGGGAUACAAACACUGAAAUUCUAACGAAAUCAGCGGAGAGCGUUGUACAGCGUUCACGCGCACGUUCGAUUCUGUUCUAUUCUCUUGAGAGGGCUGGGCUUACUUACGAUUCAACCGUUUCAACCGCUAAAGUAAAUAAACCCGAGCGUGGGUUGAUUUUAGUCGUCAUUCUACCUCUCAGCCACUCAAAGAAGAAAGUAGAAAAAUGUCAGUGACCGGGAUUUGUUUUGUAAAAAGUUGUCUUUGCGAGCAAGACGCACAUCUUCUUACUUAUUCUACAUUUCGUUGUCUCUCACUUAUUCUAUGGUACGCCAUUUUAGACUAAUAUUGCUCCGUUGUUUACAAUGUGUGCUUGAUCCGAGUAUGUCCACCCCCACCCCACCUGUGUCUCCGGCGUCUUUGAACCCAGUUUGUGUCGGGACAUGUCCACCUCUAAGGUAAACCCUGUGAAGUAUGUUAUCCGUAAAACAAUAAAGAAAUACUUGUCAUCACGUC
Molecule: messenger RNA, 1998 nt
Organism: Phycodurus eques (leafy seadragon)
Lineage: Eukaryota; Metazoa; Chordata; Actinopteri; Syngnathiformes; Syngnathidae
Product: pre-B-cell leukemia transcription factor 1
Exons: 9
Coding region: 64-1350 (428 amino acids)
Biological process (GO): animal organ morphogenesis; embryonic organ development; neuron development
Cellular component (GO): nucleus
Molecular function (GO): RNA polymerase II cis-regulatory region sequence-specific DNA binding; DNA-binding transcription factor activity, RNA polymerase II-specific
Source: RefSeq, a predicted model, not a curated record